CAGAUUUUGUUUUUAAACACAUUGAAUUUUGUAACUGUUUCGGGUAGCCUUAAAGGUUGUAGUAGCAAGAAUAGCACGAUUCCAUCCAAGUUUAUCAGGUCUUACUGGGUUGGUGAUAUGAGUUGGACUCACGAUAGCCUUUUCUUGGCUUGCAUGUUAAAACGUGGAUCUUUGAUUAUAUUGACGUGCAUGGGUGAAAUGCUGACCUUGAUUACUUCUGGCUGCUCUGUAGAAUUUGGACCAGCAGAGUUUAUUCCAUUUCAUCCACUAAUAACAUGCAGACAGCAGCACUCUUUUUAUCAAGACUCGAGUCAGUCUCUUGGUUCUUCAGCUUCUGAAAGUGACCUUAUGAGACAGAGAUUUUCGGUUGCUUCACAUUCAAGAUUACCCUACCUCGUUGUCUCCGAUGGAUACAUGAUAACAGUGCUUAGAUUUCCUAACAACCUUUCACCAUCAGGAUUCAUAAGAACUCUUUUGCUCGAUUCAACCCAACGGCUUGAAAGUAUCCGUCGGAAUUUGCUGAACUCCAAGUCUAAAAGGAGACCUCUGUGUUUACGAUCACUGUUGUCUUUAAAAGCUAGUCUUUUAAAACAUGCUCAGAACCGAAGUUCCGUCUUUUCCACCAUUCCAAAGUUCCUGGAAGAGGACACAACAGAAAUUAGUGAGAAAACCAUGGAUUUACUGGAUCUUGAAGAAGAAUCAGAUGAUGAAAAGCAGUUCUGCAAUAGCCCUUCCAGCUUCUAUAGCCAAAGAAUCCAUUCAUUUGUUAGUAAAGCUGAUCAAGGCCACUUAGAAUUUGCAUCAAUGUUUGAUACUGUCCAUGCAAAAGACAAUAUGGAAGAGGAGGAUAAGUUAUCGGUGGAACUAUGUUCCAUUCAGAAAAACCUCAUUGCUGCAUGGCAGAUAGGGAUUUCCAAAAAUAUGGAAGAGAAAGAUAAGUUGCUGAAUUACAUAGUGAAUUGCAUUAUCCAUUUUUUCAACAUUCUUCAGUUUGUGAAAUGCUCUCUGCUAAACCAGGAUACAUCUUUAAACAAGUCUGCAGAGAAUACUCCCUGGAUAAGUUGUGUCCUGAAAUAUUUUCAGCAGUUUUUAACUAUCUUGUACUGGCAUUCAAGAGCCAGUCCAACUGGGCAUGUGGCAAAGCUGACACUACAAACUUUAAAACUAAUGCUUAUACAGCAACAAGAUCAAUUGUUCUCAAAAAACCUCUUGACAUGUUUCUGUCUUUUGAAAAUGGUUUCUCACACUUUAAGUAAUGUGUGCAAACUGCAGUAUGAGAAUUUUUUUUCAUCUCCUCGUGGUAAUAGUCUCGUAGAACUUGACUCCCUCACUGUGCCUGUUUUCCUAGUUCUGAAUGAGAGUACUACUCAGCAAUUCAGCUCACUGAAAUCUCUGCUUAGAGAGCCUCCUCGAGCAGUAAACCAUGAUGCUAAAACAGAAAAAAGGUUGCUUGUACUAUGGCGAUUAUUGUAUAAGAAAGUGGUUUGGUAUCAGGUCCAGCUGAAGAGAAAAGUAAACAAGAAUGUAGAAGAAGAGUCUGUUGCCUCAUCACUUUUAAGUCAUAUACAAGCGACCCUCCAGGCUUCAGGAGUCACCUUAGAACAACAUGUGAAGAUCAAUUCUGUAGCUGGUGAGGAGAAGUUCCUUUUAGGUUCAUACAGAGAAUCUCUGGACAUUUGGAAAAGGUCUCUAUGUGAAAUCAAGGGAAAAGGGGGAAAAAGAACAUGUUUUCUUCAGAGUAGAUAUUAUCUUGCAAUAUUAUUUUGCCACCUAUAUCAGUAUAACUUGUGUGAGGCUCAGGGACUCUGUGAUCACCUAGUAGGGGAGAUCCUAAGGCGAUCACAGCUGACAGUGAGUCAAAUGGAAAAAUUUUCUGGUAUGUUUAUAUUGCAUAGAAGUCUAUGGAUGGUAACAGAUAUUCAUACUGAAACUGCUAUGGCUGUGAUUCGGUCCAUGGCACGAUUCAUGGCUGCUUAUUUCACAAAUCAGCUGCUCUAUAUCUUUCCCCCCCACAACGUAGACAUCCUGCACCCACUUCACAUCAAGCAAGACGUAUCUCCUCGUAUUAUUCCACUGCAACACUGUUUGGUUACCAGAGCUGUCAGGGAACAGAAACUUUCAUCAGUGUGGACAGCAGAAUAUGCUCUCGAUUUGUUCUUUAUUGGUGGACUUAUUCCGGAGGCUGUGUGGUUAACACACAGACUUGGGGACUGGAAACUGUCUGUUUCAGUUGGAGUGGCCUACCAGCUGUAUUGUCAGAACUCUGAUGAAUUCUCAAGACUGAAAAACGCUGAGUGUCACCUGCCUUUAAGCUUAUCACCAAUGCAGACUUUUCAGGAAAAGUUGCAGUCUUUGUUAGGACAGCCAGUUACUUCUGAAACAUCAGGAUGUAUUAAGUACAAGCGGUUUACAGAUCCCCUUGAAGAGGAAGAUGCGGAUGUUCUUUAUAGUUCCAUACAGGAACUACUUAAAGCAGCUGUUAUGGCAGAUACUGAUAUUCUUUCAGAGACAUUUCAGCUUUUGAUGGAUUCUGCCAAGGACCUUAGCAGAAAAUUGUAUGGUUUAGUUCCAGAUGGGCUUUAUCUUCCAGCACCACCAUUAUACUGUCCUCAGCCAGCUUCUCUCAGUGAAGAAGACUGCAAUGACAUUCUUCUAAAAAUUGAGAGACAAAGUCGUCAGAAAGUGUCAGGAAUUCUUCAGCGAAUAAUCUUGCUCUUCCGGGCUGCUCAUUGUUCCUGCCCUGCAGCACAAUGGUAUAUCACAAAACUGAAGUGGGCAAGAAAAAUUAUGCAAAAAAUUCGAAUGAAAGGAUCUCUUCCUUCACUGAGUCCAUUCCCAGAGACUUUGCUUCGUUACUCCAAUUUCCGCACUGUUUUCUGUAGAACGACAACUUCUGGAGACCAUCAGUUUGAUGAUACUACCUGCAAAAUUUUAGGUUGGUUCAGAGAGCUGUGUGCAUUGUGCUGGAUGUUUCAUGUUCGUGAAAGAUUAUCUGACAACUGUAGGCGGUACCAAAUUGCAAGGGAAAAUCGUAACAAUCAUAAGGAUCUGAAGAAGAAUGAAUAUGAUGCCUCCACAGUUGAGCAUUGUCUGAAUACAGUGGAGUGGGCUUGUCGAAUGCUUCCUUUCUGCAGGUUCAUGAACGUUGAAGAAUUAGUUCAAGAUGUAAUUUUGAGUCUGCUUGGAGAAUUGCCACCAGUGAAAAAGGUGGCAGAGAUUUUUGUAAAAGCUUUUCCCAAUCCUGAAGAUAUAAGAGUUCCACUAAGAGAUAAAUAUCGUGGACUUCAGGAGCGACUCAGACACAGUGUUGUUAAAGGUUCUGAAAGUGAAGAAAUUAUGUCUGCUGUUAUACAGUCUACUGAAAAAGUGAGAAUGAAGUCCUUGAGACAUGUAAUAAAGAACAUAGGCCCCAUAGAAAUUAAUAUUUGGGAGCCGGUGGAAGAGGGAGCAGCAAAUGACGAACACUGUUAUGACAGAUUCUCAUUAGGCACUAGUCUAAGCAGAAGCACACUUACUGAUCUUGGACAUCCUCAGGUAUAUAGUGAUGCUGACACAACAGAUACACUUUCUGAUGCUUUGUUUGCUGAAGAAAUGAGAGCUCAAACACCUUCACUCCAAAGUGAACAUCCGAGACAAGAAGAAAUAGGUAGUAAAAGUACCACGUGCAAAAUAAAAGCUUUUAACUGGAAAGCAAAGCCUAAAGACAAAGUGUGUGGAGAAGAUAUGCAUAAUCAAUGUAAUAUACCUGUAGUUGGUACAUGGGAAUUUGAACGUGAUGACGAUGAAUAUGUAAUUUUUUUAGAACUCUUUUUGAGUUACAUUCUUGAGAGAGACCUCAUGAACUACAGUGACCUUGGAAUUCCAUUUCUUACUAGCUUUUCUGGACUUCUUCAAGAGCAUGAGUUAAACUCUCUCUGUUUUGAUGUUCAUACAACACUAAAACGUCGACAAAGCAAAACUAGGAGCCAAAGUGUGUUUAGAGCAGGGUCUUGCUAUACUGUCACCCUGGCAUCUUGCAAUCCUGAAACCGUAUCUGUCUGUAAUGAAAACCAAAAUAAUUUGGAAAAUCCAGCCAUUGUACGGUCCACUCUACAGACAACAGAACCCUCUGUGUGUAACCUAGUGAAAGGAUUUAAUGACGGGUUGUUUGGUUUAAAACAUAAGUCCAUUUACAGAGCUCAGAGUGACAAUCAAGAAGUCACUGUUGUAUCAGCAAGCCAGACAUUUCCUAACCAUACUUUCUCAAGCCUGCAAACUCAGGCAACUUCUAAAUACAUUUACAAAACUGUUGAUAUGGUUGAUAUUCUACCAGGAGAACAACUACCUGUAGAACUGAUGUGUAAGUUGAGCAAUAUUGCGAAAUUGCUUGAGUGGAUGAUCAGAUGGUCUGAUAAAAGACUGCUCUGCGGUUCCAGUAAACAAGAUUCCUUUGAAGAGGUUCUCCCAAUGAUACAUGUGAAAACAUCAUCGGCUGCUGUCCUUACUUCUUUGUGGCUGUUAGAAUGGUUAUAUGGAGAUGGAUCUCAAAAAAAGAGCAUUAAGUUUAAGAGUCCGGAUAAUCCAAAUCUAAAAGAAUUUGCAUCUCCAUCAGAAGCACAGUCUAGGACAGGGAAAGAAAGUAGUAUGGAUGAAGGCUCUUCCAUACUGUCCAGUCCUCCUGUUGAUGUCCAGAGAGUACAAGCCUAUGAUGAUCUUUGUGAAACUGGUUUUGGGAUGCCUGCAAAGUCAAAAUAUUUCAAUAAGAAGGAACUUAAACGUGGGAAUUAUUCUGUACCUCAUGUGACUGAAGAUCUUAAUGAAGUGGGACCAUUUGUUCAGAAGUUAGAUAUAACGUCAGAUACAG
Messenger RNA from Nestor notabilis (Kea), 4843 nucleotides. It is a transcript of the gene CPLANE1, whose product is annotated as chromosome unknown open reading frame, human C5orf42. NCBI's taxonomy places the organism in Eukaryota, Metazoa, Chordata, Aves, Psittaciformes, Psittacidae. The transcript is spliced from 21 exons. The annotation marks the transcript as partial. Gene Ontology annotation, biological process: cilium assembly. The record is from RefSeq and is a predicted model, not a curated record. Gene Ontology annotation, cellular component: ciliary transition zone.